CUCCGGCCGCCGCGGCCACUCCUCUUCCUCCACGGAGCCGGUAGUGGAAGGCGGCUGGUCCUCGGUCGCUCGCUGGAUCGCUCCGUCGGAGACUGGCGCUUGGUGAGCCGCCCUCGCGGCUGCCAUGGAGGUGGAGGCGAGGCCCGGGCCUCCACGACCGGCCUCGCCAUGAAACUCCGGCCCGCUAUGAGAGGAAUCGCCGCACCCCAGUCCAAAUUUUGGAAGCAGGUCACCACCCGCUCUGCACCAUGCAGUCCAACUCGAACGUUCGACACAGUGGCCUCAACAACGGCCACAACCACGGCCCCUCCUGCCAAGGCACUCACGCCACCAGGUCUCCAGGAGAAGAACCUUGCUCGCACGGAGGGGACGUUCACAUCCAGAUGAGCUCAGCUGUUGGGGAGCCAGAGGCAAAUGCCGGCUCCAGGCAACAUUCUCGGUUGGGGACUCACGGCCACCUGCCCGGUGAAGCCAGAAGCGGUCACUCGAGCGGUUCGGAGGAGCAAAGGGACAGUUCUCUCUCAGAAUUCAAAUACCUUCUCCAGUGGCUGCACAGGAGCAUCCCAUACAUCUUGAUUUUGUCCCUCAAAAUUCUCGCGCAACAUAUCAUCGGUAGCGUAUCAACCUAUUGGGUGUUUUGGAAACAGCAGGGCAUUUCUCUGGGAAUGGGACUGCUCACAACUUUUAUGUAUGCAAACAAAGCCAUUGUAAAUCAGGUUUUCCUCAGAGAAAGGUGCUCCAGGCUACGGUGUGUGUGGCUGCUGCUGUUCCUGGCGGGAUCAGCUAUUCUCAUUUAUUACACCUUCUACUCUCAAUCCCUUCAUUACAGCUUGAUCCUCUUAAGUCCGUUGGUGGAUUCUUUGAACUUCUGGAAUGUGCUCUGGAUCGUAGGAAUCACAGACUUUGUUCUGAAGUUUCUCUUCAUGAGCUGCAAAUGCAUCGUUCUCCUGCUGCCUUGUUUUAUCAUGUCUCUUAAAUCCAAGGGUUACUGGUAUAUGCUGUUGGAAGAGCUUUGCCAGUGCUACUGUAAAGUGGUUCCUGCACCUGUUUGGUUUCGAUACUUCGUUGGCUUAAGAGAAUCCGAUGGCACCAUAGGGUGGAGUUUUGGCAUCCUGUUGGCUUUGCUGUAUCUUAUCCUAAAGCUUUUGAGUUUGUUUGCCCAUCUGAAAAACUUCAAAAGGGUCUUACGGAUAUUUUUUACAAGACCAAGCUACGGAGUGGUGGCCAGCAAGAGACAACGUGCUGACGCAGAUGACCUGUGUGCUAUUUGUCAAGCUGAGUUUCAGAAGCCGGUUGUCCUUCUCUGCCAGCACAUAUUUUGUGACGAGUGCAUCGCCUUGUGGCUGAACCGAGAGAAGACGUGUCCCCUGUGUCGAACGGUCCUUUCCACGCACGUCAACAAGUGGUACGAUGGCGCAACCUCUGCACAAUUACAAGUCUAUUAAACAAACUAAAAAAGUGGCUGUGUGCUUCACAGUAUGGACUCAUUUGAAUGCCAAGUGUGCACGUGUUAAAAGAGGAUAUGACUGGAUGGAGAGAGGGAUACAGAAGGAAAAUAAUGCCUUGGGUUUCUCCACUGACUAUAUUUGAAUUCGUUCAGACACCGAGCAUAUAUACUUAAUUUUCCAUAUGGAAUUAAUCCUUUCAAUGCUGCUUCUGGGAAAUUCUCAAACUUCUCUUUGAGUAUCAAAUGAUUAUUUUUACAGUCACUAGCCUACCGAAUCAGCAACGGGAUACCUUUCUUGCAUCCAGUGUCAACGUCUGGUGCAUGCAAUCUUUAGAUUCGGCGCUAGAAAAUCCACCUUUUCAGAUUUGCACGUGUUUGGUUCCCUUGGGGAUUCUCUAACCGUUGGACCUGGCCAUCACAGGGCGAGAAUCAUGGAAUCAUUUCUGCUUUCCAUGUCCAUAAAGCUCAGAGUUUAGUUAUGCAAACAUGGGUGAAGUUUUCUACAUUUUGUAAGUCUGAAUUUUAAAGAACAAAGGUUUUGGCCUAUAUUUUGUCAUAAGCAGCUAGAUUUUUAUUAAAGAGGAAAGCUGUAUUUUAGUGAUUCUUUAAAAAAAAUGUAGCGUAUAGUUGACAAAAAUAAAUGCAGUUUGAAUCUUG
Crotalus tigris (Tiger rattlesnake) is the source of this 2104-nucleotide messenger RNA. It is a transcript of the gene RNFT1, whose product is annotated as ring finger protein, transmembrane 1. The record is from RefSeq and is a predicted model, not a curated record. Gene Ontology annotation, cellular component: endoplasmic reticulum. Gene Ontology annotation, biological process: positive regulation of ERAD pathway. Bases 249 to 1445 code for a protein of 398 amino acids. The transcript has 9 exons. Gene Ontology annotation, molecular function: ubiquitin protein ligase activity. NCBI's taxonomy places the organism in Eukaryota, Metazoa, Chordata, Lepidosauria, Squamata, Viperidae.